Drosophila gunungcola (fruit fly) is the source of this 2840-nucleotide messenger RNA. RefSeq names its product serine-rich adhesin for platelets. NCBI's taxonomy places the organism in Eukaryota, Metazoa, Arthropoda, Insecta, Diptera, Drosophilidae. The record is from RefSeq and is a predicted model, not a curated record. Gene Ontology annotation, molecular function: metal ion binding.
AUUUAUCUGCAUAUGUUAUAUGCGUUGCAAGUUCUUUGUAAAAUUUAGUGUGUAAGAAACGGAGAAAAUAUGUAAAGUGGUACAAGAGCAGUCAAUCAAAUAUUGGGAAUGCCAAACAAUUGAAAUAUUUUUUUGCACGCCUUUCGAAUAUAUUAGAGUUAACAAUGUCAGAGCAGGAUGGAAAUGAUAAUUUGGUGCCACUCACACCCAUCGAAAAAUCGGAGGAUUUGUGUCUUCACACUGGAAAUUCACAAAUUGAAGAAAAUAAACCAGAAGCUCUCGAUUAUAGUCAUAUUGAAUCAGAAGAAUUCGGCUUGGAUGAGUUAAAGGAUGCUACGAAUGUUCCCUCAAAAAAUAUUACAAUCAACACGAUUGAAAUAUAUUCAUCGCCAAUGGAAAAAGCUAACAAACGUCUUCUGGAUAAUGCCAAAUGCAGUGAUUUUUCCAAAAGCGCAAACAAUACAAGUAUGCCAAACGAAAUCUCAAAAUCGUCUUUAGCCCAAUCCAGUUUUGUAUACAAACCGUUCGAUAAUACUCUGCAUGGCAUGACGGAUUUCGAACAUUCCAUCGAUUCUGAAAGAAACGAAAGCUCGGAAGCAACAGAUCCUGCUCUGUCAUUUGAGAAACAAAAAGACGCUGUUGAAGUUCCAACAAACAACAGUACAAUCACUGCGAUUAAAGGCCAAUCGCUUAGCAAUAAAAAAUCGAUCAAAGCCCUCGACUGUUCCCAACUUGAUGACCAGGAUGGUGCGCUAGGUGAAGAAGCCGAUCCCAUUGACAUGUUUUGUUCCACAAUGAGAAACCCAGAGGAAUUGGUUUCCAUGUUUGCAGCAGAUGAGUCUGAAAUAAGCACUCAGGAUACCCUAGAAACAAUUGGUUCCCAAGAAAAAGAAAUUAAUUAUCAAGACAGUAUGAAAAACGCUAUAAGGAACCAGGAAGAAUUUAAAAAAUGCAAUGCCAAGACAACAAAUAAGGAAACACAGCUGGACAAAGAUGACAGGCUGGGUGCUCAGCCCAAUGAGUCCUCAGAUUUAAAAAAUGGCAAAGGUAUUGAUGAUUCGCUGAAAAUAGCGGACAAUGUUCCGCCAAUCCAAAAUUCCAAAAAUGAUUUAGAAGAAUCAGGGAAAGGCGUUGAUACAGGGAAACAUAUUGACACAUUGGUGAAAAACAAGACAAGCAGUCUUUUGGAGUCUAGUAAGUUAUCUGACGACAAGGCCGCAGAUGUGCAAGUUUUUAAGCACACAUUUAAUGAUACAUUGGAAUCCGGGGAGAUAUUCGAUGAUGCCUCUUUGGAGGCGCAGCAAGAUCAUAUUCGACAUGAACACAGAGCCUCAGAUCUGGAAGAUGGCGAAGUAGCUGGCGAUGAUAAUAGCCCAAGUGAUUUGCCCGAUUUUCUUAAUAAGAAGAAUCCUGAAGAACGUAUGAAAGCCAAUAAAAAGGACGAGAUCAAGAGCAAGCUAUUGGAGUCUGGUGAGUGGUCCGAAGAGAACACUUUGGAAGACGGCGAAAUAUCUGACAAAGAUGACAAUGACCCAAGAGAUCUGCCUAAAAGUGAGGAGAGCGGGAUGCCAAUCUGCCGUUUUCAUAUCCGCAACGCCUGCUCUUGGGGUAAUAAAUGUCGCUUCCGCCAUCCGGAGCAGAGCAACAAGGGUAACUAUGUGAUGUUUGAAAAGAAGUUGCUGCCAGUGGCCCCCGCUUCGAGUCUACCAGCAUGGCCUGCUCUUAUCACGACCAGUGUUGACGCCCACCAAGGAACUAAGAAUCGGAGUAGGCGACCUCGGAGCUCCGGGUUGAACGACAUGGACACCGAUCCCUACUACUCAAAAGAUCAGCCGGAGGCCUCGGAGCGUCUUGCUUUGCUGCCCACGCCGACAUUCGAUGAGCUACUGAUGUCGCAGAAGAACUACCAGAAACGGUCAGUUCGCAGCACUGCGAGGACCUCGAAGCUAAGACCGAUAGCGUGGGAAAGUCGACUGAGCAGCAGUUCGCCCUCCACGACCUGGCGGGAAUCGCACUCGGAUAGCAGCUCUCCUGAGGGCUCGCCACCCCCCCGUGCCAGGCCCAUUCGAUCCACUAUCCGGACAACGACGACGCCUUCGUUGCCCUGCAGGCACUCGCUCAAACGCCAUCGAACUGCGAGCCUUUCUAGGUCCUCUGCCUGCAAAAUUCGGGGGCCUCGCACACCGUCUCGCAGCCCGCCAAGGUGUUCCAGUAUCGUUUUUCGUCCCGAACCGAAGCGACAACGGCCUAGCAAGAGCACUAUAAGUUCAAGUGACUCCUCCGAGUCGUCUAGCUAUGAGUCCACCACCGAAAGCUUCGACGAAGUAGCGUCUUCCUCAGAGUCCGAUUCCAGAGGCACAUGCUCUAGGCGAACGGGAAUAACCAAACGAAUUGCAUUGAGAGCAUCGGUUAAAAAGUCAUCAAGAAAUUCAGAAAAACACUCUUCGCGGGCACAAACAUCUUCAUCGAAAAAUCUACUCCAAAUAUCUACUCCAAAACGACGAUCACGGUCUUCAACAUCUAAAUCUCAAAAAGAAUCGAACACACAAACUUAUUCGAAAUCUUCGACGAGCACUCCUGCUAGAAAUCCGCUAAAAGUGGUUCCCAAUGCUCCAAAAAAACACCACAGCGCAGUGGAUAAUUCCUACAGUGCAAAAAAAAAACAAUCUCGACAGGAAUACUUACUCUUGCAACUUUUACGCGUGGAGGCGCAAAUCGCCAAAAAGAAGAAGCAGCGCAUGAAAGCUCUUAAGAGAUCAUAAUCUUAAUCCUGAUUUCAAUGUCAAUAUCCUACGUCAUAUUGUUAGCUGUAAGAUAUUUUUCCUACGUUAUCUAAUAAA